UCCUAUUACAUUUGCCUGCAUAGAUACAGCUGCUAGGGUGGGUUCUGCACACAAGGACUUUAAAGAGCACCCCUUCUGCACCUCAGUGCCUUUGACUAUUUAUUUCAUAUCAAAUAAAUGCAGAAGAAAUAACUGAUACAGAUAUAAAGAGAUAAAGAGGAAGUAGAAGAAAAGAUCAACAGGGCCCCUUUUGGGAGACUGGAAAGAAGGAAGGAUCUUGGUUGCAGACAAUAUAUAUAAAACGGAAUUCAGAGCAGAGCAAUACAUCAAAUCCGUCUCUACAGAGGAUAAAAAACUAGGAGGAGGAAGUGGAAAUAGAGAAGGAAGAAAAGAGCUUGGGAUUAGUGCAUCGACUGGGGUGUGGAAAGAGGGAAGAAGGAAGGAUCUUGGUUGCAGACAUUAUACAGUGACCGGGAUUCAGGCUGGAGCAGAGAGGUUAACAGGAUUUCUUAACCAUAAUACUACCAAGUCCAAAGAUGGCAGCUAAUAAGCCCAAGGGGCAAAAUUCUUUGGCAUUGCAUAAAGUCAUCAUGGUAGGCAGUGGUGGAGUGGGAAAAUCCGCUUUAACACUUCAGUUUAUGUAUGACGAGUUUGUAGAAGACUAUGAACCCACCAAAGCUGACAGUUACAGGAAGAAGGUUGUGCUCGAUGGGGAGGAAGUUCAAAUUGACAUCUUGGAUACAGCUGGCCAGGAAGACUAUGCAGCCAUCAGAGACAACUAUUUCCGGAGCGGGGAAGGCUUCCUUUGUGUAUUUUCUAUUACAGAGCAGGAAUCUUUUGCAGCUACUGCAGACUUCAGGGAACAAAUUUUACGAGUGAAAGAAGAUGAGAAUGUUCCAUUCCUGCUGGUUGGUAACAAAUCUGAUCUGGAGGAUAAAAGACAAGUUUCUGUGGAAGAGGCAAAGAGCAGAGCUGAUCAGUGGAACGUCAACUAUGUAGAAACCUCAGCAAAGACACGAGCUAAUGUUGACAAGGUAUUUUUCGAUUUAAUGCGAGAAAUCCGAGCUCGAAAAAUGGAAGACAGCAAAGAAAAAAAUGGGAAGAAGAAGAGGAAAAGCCUUGCUAAGAGAAUAAGAGAAAGAUGCUGCAUUUUAUAAUGAAAAACCCACAAACCUCUCUGUUUUUUGUCAAUUUCUGAUAAGAACCAUAGCUUGUUAGCAUGCCCCAAGCAGCUCAGAUGGCUGGCUGUGCUUUAACUUUUUGGAGACAAUAAAUUAACACUAAGAGCAUGAGGUGGAGCUGCAAUGAAAUUCAACUUCACUAAAAAAAAAAAAAAAAAGUCCUAUUCUAACACCAGAAAGCAAAAAUCCAAUUCAUGUUACAUUGUCGCUUAUUUGUAUAAAUGCCCAGACAAUACACAUUUGUAGAGAGGUGGCAGGAGAUUGUCUGAAUCAAUUGUGCUUUUUCUGCGUUCUCUACAAAUGUAUUUAUCCUCAGUUCCAUUUAAUCAAAAUAACUACUCCAACUCCAUGAAAUAAAAAAUGAACUUUU
This is a messenger RNA of Bombina bombina (fire-bellied toad), 1491 nucleotides long. RefSeq names its product RAS like proto-oncogene A (gene RALA). Gene Ontology annotation, biological process: Ras protein signal transduction; regulation of exocytosis. The record is from RefSeq and is a predicted model, not a curated record. NCBI's taxonomy places the organism in Eukaryota, Metazoa, Chordata, Amphibia, Anura, Bombinatoridae. Gene Ontology annotation, cellular component: plasma membrane. The transcript is spliced from 6 exons. Gene Ontology annotation, molecular function: GTP binding; GTPase activity; GDP binding. The coding region runs from base 477 to 1097 and encodes 206 amino acids.